AUUGAGAACUGUCAGAUCCAUACGUUUCAUAACCUACCAUAUUGUUAAUUUUAGUUUUCUCGAAAUAUGCCUCUUUGUGCUGUACCAGGAUGCGCUAACCCCGGUGUACAUUUAUUUCCCAAAGAUCCAACAUUAAAAAAAAAGUGGGAAAAGGCUAUAAGACGCAAAAAUUUUGUAGCGACACAGCAUAGCAGGUUAUGUCGGAAUCAUUUCCAAGAAUCUGAUUAUGUAGGAGAAUCAGCCUACACAGGACAUCCUCAAAUAUGCAAGUUUCUGAAAAAGGGAACUGUACCAAGUAUAUUCCCUUGGUCCACCCAGGUGUCAACAACACCUACAUCAAGAACCAGUCGUUAUAUGAAAAGAAGCAGACGCAUACUUGAUUUUAUACAACCAUCUGUAGAAGAAAGUGUUCCAGAACCGUCUUCUAGCGCUGAAAUUGAAAUAUCUACUAUAGAGGGCUCCUUAGAAGAUUUUACACCAAAAACAGUGUCUGUUAGCACUCAAUGUGGUAGUUCUUUUGGAAUCUUAUCACUAGAGGCCAUGAGAGGCAAUCCACAGGCUAUUCAUUUUUAUACUGGGCUAGAAAAAUAUGAAAAAUUUAUGUUGGUGUUAGACACAUUAAGUCCCAUGUGUAAUAAUUUAAAUUACAGGGGAAGUAAAGUUAUCAAUGUUUGUAUCGGUGACCAACUGUUGAUAACACUAAUUAAGCUUAGAAGGUACAUGCCAGAUUUUGAGUUGGCAUUUUUAUUUGGUAUUUCCCAAACUACUGUUGCUAAUAUUUUUGUAACAUGGAUUAAUUUUAUGUAUAAAAUAUGGUCUUUAAUUAAUAUUUGGCCAAGUAAAGAAUUGGUUCAAUAUUAUAUGCCAGAGUCGUUUAAAGGGGUUUUCCAAAUAUUAGGAUUAUUGUGGACACAACUGAAAUACCCAUCACACGGCCUGGGAAUCCAGUAGCACAGCAGGUGACCUUCAGCAGUUACAAACAUAAAAACACUGUGAAGGCUAUGAUUGGAGCAACACCUGGAGGUCUUAUAUCAUAUGUCUCUGAAUGUUAUGGAGGUUCAGUCAGUGAUAGACAGAUUAUAGAAAGAUCCAAACUAAUAAAUAUGUGUGACUAAUAGAGAUGAUCAGUCAGAAGAAAAGAAACUCAGUAGAAAACGCCGUAGAAACGAGAGUGGGUGGUAAGAAAAAGCUACACCAACAAACGUACAAAAAAGUAUAUCCAGCAAAAACCAUGGGACCUGUAUGUUCUUGUAAAAAAAUGCAAGAAAAGUUCUCUGAACAGCAGAGGAAAACUAUAUUUUAAUUUUUUUAUAAAAUGGGUGAUCACGAACUACAAUGGCAAUUUAUUAAUAGAUACACAAUAGCAAAACCAAUAAAGAAAAUGACUAUAGACAGAAAACAAAACAGGACCCAAACUAUCAAUUAUAGCUUUCCAUUAGACGAGUCAGAAAUUACUGUUUACAAGGUUUAUUUAUUAAAUACUUUAAAAAUAUCAGAACAGUUUGUUUAUACAGCAUUGGAAAAAACAAAAAAUAAUGAAGGUAUGAUUGAUCAGAGACAGAGUCACGCAAACAGGCCUCAAAAGAUGAUUAACUUGACGAAACAAAGCAUAAUUGACCCCGUUAGUUUCUUUCCAGCAGUAUAGUUUAACUACGUCAGAAAAUGCUCAAAACGGCAAUAUUUGUCAGAGCAACUUAAAAUUUCAAAAAUGUACCGAUUAUAUGAACUGUGGUUUCCAAACCAAAAUUUGCCAGAAGAUUGGAAAGCUACAAUGCAACGGUAUGGGUCUGUGUUCAAUACAGAAUUCAAUUACUCUUCCUUUCGGCCAAAAAAGGAUAAGUGCCCAACAUGUACCCUUUAUGACCUAGCAGACGAAGAAAAAAACUAUCACUAGAGGACGCAUACAGAAAGCAUAUAAACAAAAAGGAGACUGUUCGUAACAUAAAAAACGAAGAAAAAUUGAGCACAGAUGAAAAAACACUACUAUUGCGGCGUUUGAUCUGAAAAAAGUUUUGAGUGUGCCAUAGUCCGAAGUGGGCACUUUUUAUUAUAAAGGAAAAUAUGCAGUUUAUAACUUUACUGUUUGAUUUAAUGCGCAAAGCCAGACAUUGUUUUGUGUGGCAUAUGUCUAUUGGAAAGAGAACCUCUCUUUUACCGAAAUUGGUAGUUGUUUAUUAAAAUUCAUCCAGGAAGAACAACUAAGAGGAAUCGAAAAUUUUUCAUUUUAUUCUGAUGGUUGCGCCGGCCGAAAUAAAAAUCGCUUUAUAUUCGCCCUAUACCUGUAUAUCGUACAAGUUUAUGGAGUGAAAACUAUAACGCACCGAUUUUUUGAGACAAGGCAUAGUCAAAAUGAAGGUGAUAAUAUGCAUUCAUGCAUAGAGAGGGCUAUGAAAAAUAAAAUACUGUAUACUCCAGAGCAAGUUUAUGGUGUAAUUUCAAACGCGAAAAUCUCGCAUCCAAAAUAUAAGAUCAAUGAAAUGGAGCAGGUGGAUUUCUACGAUAUAAAAGAUCUUAUUAAUGGAAAUAAUUGGUUGAAAUACACCGAAGGACGAAAAAUUAAGUGAUCGGAAUUGAUGGAGGUGAGAGUUUCUCAUUUGAAACCAACAAUUUUACAGUAUAAGUUGGAACUCGAAAAUGAGCCCUUUGAGUUGAAUACAAAAUGGACCAAACCGAAAAGAGGGCGAAAAUCCAUCGCCGACGAGGUACAAACCCUUAAAAAUAUUUACAGCCAUCCGUCACCCGUCACCAAGGCCCUGCUUAAUGACCUGAAGUCUCUGUGUGAUAGUGAGGCCAUCCCAAAAUAUUAUCACAGUUCUUAUAAUAAUUUAAAUUAUGCCGACAUCAUACCUGAGGAACAAGAGUAAGAUUUAAAUUAAAAUUGGGUUACCUACUUGUAACAUUUUUAAAAUUUGUUUUUAAAUAAGGUACGUUGGGGUAAGAUCGGUGAUGGGGCAAGACCGUAGGAUUCAAAUUCCCGGCGAAUUAUGCUAUAUUUUGAAAAGCUAACAAUAUGCUACACGACGCCAUUUCAUCCUGCCCCGACCCUCAGUUCGCGCCAGUCACUCCGGCAAGUGGGACCUGUGCUGCGUGGCAUUUUAUAAAACAAUGUAAUUUUUGUAUUAUUUUUGUCCAUCCGAUCUUUCCCUAUCACUUUUAUUUACGAUUUUUAGCGAGAAUAUGGCUUCUUUUGUUAUUAUUUUGUGUGGAUACUAAUUUUUAUGAAGUUAUAGCUAAAUAAAGCUGGUCCAUGCAAGGGUAAGAUCGCUGUAGGCCGAGAUCCGAUGUUUCCCCUCGUGAGUGAAGAUCGGAUGAAUAUUAUCCGAUCUUUGCCUGUUACAAAUAUGGCAGUGGUUGUUAAACUUUCAUUGGUCGUGUAUAUUUUUUCGUUGAUUACUCAAGUGACUAUGGGACUCAGUCUCGUUAGCAAGUCUGUAUAUUUAAAAGUAAUAAAACAAUACGAUGGUUUUAUUACUUUUAAGUACACAUUAAAAUACAUUUUUUUUAUAGGAUAAGGGUGACAAAGGAGCACACAGUCCACCUGAUGUUAAGUGAUUGCUGCGGCCCAUAGACAUCUAUAUCUAUCCUCUAUUACAAAUCAAAAUGUAAUUUAUAAUAAUUAUUUAAAAAAUAAUUUAUAAUAAUAAAUGCCGCUUUGUUAAAAUAUUUAUAUCUUCCUUAACUCCUGCAUUAUCCCAGGGCAUUUCGCCAGUCCUUACUGUUAUUUUUUUCCCAUAUAAAAUCAAAUUCAUCCGAUCUUUCUCUUAUAUUGAGUAAUUCCAUCUUAUGUCAUAACAAAGUUUGAGAAACAUAAAAUUACAAUUUCUUUAUAUCAGGGAUAAGAUCGGAUGGCAAGAAACAAAAAAAGAGAAAAUCGUUUGGAACAUUUAUGUUUCUAGUAAUUUAUAGAUCAUAUUGAAAUAUGUUUUUUAGCGUUAAAGAUAGGACAAAUCUCUUUUAUAAACUUUUUUCUCUAAGCAGUAGAAGUGGUUUUAAAUUUAAGUCCGGUCUUACCCCUUAAUGGCCAAUUUUUCAUUAUGCAUAUAAAAAAGUAUGUCUAGUUUUCGCACACCUUUAAAGCAGAAACCGUUGAGUUUACACAAACAAAAGAUUCUCAGAGCUAAACUACGUUUAACGAUUAACGGUUUGCUCCAUGUUCCAUAAAUCUCACGUAUACGAAUGUCGAGAAAUUAAAGUUUUUGGCAGACUCUUCCAACUAUUCGAAAAUCCGUCCGGUAUUACCCCAACGUACCUUAUGUAAUAAUUUUCGUUUGAAACUAUAAUAAUAAAUACUUACUGGAU
This is a messenger RNA of Parnassius mnemosyne (clouded apollo), 4299 nucleotides long. The record is from the annotation of a GenBank genome assembly. NCBI's taxonomy places the organism in Eukaryota, Metazoa, Arthropoda, Insecta, Lepidoptera, Papilionidae.